GCUGGACUAAAGAGACUGGGACAAACAGUGCAAUAAUGCUUUCCGGUCAAUUUAACGUCAAAGGUAAGAAUGUUGUGAUCACUGGUGGGUCUCAGGGACUGGGUGCUGAAUUGGGUCGCCAGAUGGUGAUGAAAGGCGCGUCAAGUGUGGUUCUCAUUGCAAGAACCCAAUCAAAGCUGGCACAGGUUGUUGAGAACAUCAAGAAGUUCCGACUCGAUGAGGAACAAGAGGUCACGUAUGCCGUGGCAGAUCUCUGUAAUUACGACUCAUGUGCUCAAGUCGUGGAGCAAUUGAGCAAACCUGACAUUGUGUUCUUAUGUGCUGGUUCGAGUAUUCCAAAAUUACUCUUGGAUCUGACUGCAGAGGAACUUCAGCAGGGUGUUUCUAUAAACUACAACACCGCUCUGUUCUUCACACACGCUGUGCUGAAGCUGAUGAGCUCCCAAACAGUGGGCCAUAAGCGCUAUUUAGUGUACUGUUCUUCUAUACUGGGAAUAUUCCCAUUUAUCGGGUAUGGUCAGUACGCACCUGCGAAAGCUGCCAUCAGGUCCCUUUCAGAGGUUGUGAGACAAGAAGCUGCACAAUACAACAUUGGUGUUUCGUGUGUGUAUCCAGGUAACUUUGCCUCUGAAGGGUUUGACGAGGAGGAAAAGACCAAACCUGCUAUCACAAAGCAAAUAGAGGGUCCAUCAGAUGCCAUAACCGUGGAGAAGUGCGCCGAAAUAAUCCUUUGGUGGCUUGACCACGGCUAUGAGGUGGUAUUCACGGACAUGAUUGGAUGGUUCUUGAGUUGCGGGAUGCUUGGAAUGGGUCCAAGGGUAUUCGGCGUGCUUCAGGUCUUUGUAGCCCUUCUACUCAGCAUCGUUGCACCUGUCUACAGCAUAAUAAUGCGCAGAGACAUACGCAACUACUUCAGGACUAAGCGAGAUUGAUUCGGAAUAUACAUGUCUUAUCUCUUUUGAAUUGGGUUUUAUACUCGUUCUAUAUGUAAUCUUAGACGGAACCACUUU
Molecule: messenger RNA, 1010 nt
Organism: Williopsis jadinii
Lineage: Eukaryota; Fungi; Ascomycota; Saccharomycetes; Phaffomycetales; Wickerhamomycetaceae
Gene: TSC10
Product: 3-dehydrosphinganine reductase
Exons: 1
Coding region: 36-932 (298 amino acids)
Biological process (GO): sphingolipid biosynthetic process
Cellular component (GO): endoplasmic reticulum membrane
Molecular function (GO): 3-dehydrosphinganine reductase activity
Source: RefSeq, a predicted model, not a curated record